Molecule: messenger RNA, 1515 nt
Organism: Angiostrongylus costaricensis
Lineage: Eukaryota; Metazoa; Nematoda; Chromadorea; Rhabditida; Metastrongylidae
Source: the annotation of a GenBank genome assembly
AUGGUAGCAACUGCUUGUUGUUCUAUCUGGCUGUUGCAGGCCGGUCGCACUCCACUACAUUACGCUGCAGCUGAUCCAAAUGGUGAGCACAUGAUCAAGGUACUGCAAAAAGCCGGAGGAGACGCGUUCAUCGACGACAAGCACGGUCAUACUCCUUUCUAUUACCGUACCCACGGAGAACGACUGAGUAUAAGGAACAUUAAGGACAACGCCGCUAUGAAUCAACUGAUCUCCGGCCAAUUAAGUCGCACCCUCCUCCAAGAUUUUGAAGAAGACAUUUAUGACUGGACUCACAAUGGAAAUGUUGGGAAACUAGAAGAGUUGGUAGAGGACCCUGACAGUAUCGGUUUCCUGGAAGUGUUACCACAAUAUCAGGCAAAAAUUCAAGCUAUUCACAACGCAGUCGAGUCUGGUAAUCUUCGAGCUGUGAAAAUGCUAACAGAUCGAAAAAAGCUAGCACUUUGUCGUGACACCAGAGGAAUGAGCCCAUUGCAUAAGGCGAUAGUAUUCGACCGUGCUGACAUCGCCAAAUAUCUCAUACGUAGCUAUCCUCACAGUGUGAAUGCGAUGGAUCAGAAAAAGCGGACGCCCCUACAUUAUGCGGCGGCUUAUCGAGAUGGUGGUUACUUGUACAAAAUCAUGCGAAAGAACGGCGCUGAUCCGAAUGUUUACGACUGUGUGCUCCACAAUCGUGUCGCCCCCAGUUAUCUGGAAUCGUCCAUCCAGCAAUGGAUGAGAGACGGCCAGCUCGCUAAGCUUGAGCAGCUCGUUCUUUCAGGUUGUGGUGAUCUUCUCCAAAACAGAACUACCACGAACACCGAAACAGCUAACUUCCUCGAGGUUCUACCAGAGUAUAUGGGUAAAAUAGAGAGUAUCCACUGUGCGAUAAAGGAAGGAGAUCUUGACAAGGUUAAAACACUGAUGACAUCGAAAAAACUGGCGACAGCUAGGGAUCGUUACGGUUGUACACCUUUGCACACAGCUGUCGUCUAUGAGCACACGAAAAUUAUUCGCUACAUCGCCGGUCAUUUCCCUUCCGUCCUGAAUUCACCCGACUAUAAUAAACGUACAUCGAUGCACUACGCAGCAGCGGCACGCGAUGGUGGCCAUUAUCUGAAGAUACUUAGUAAAGCAGGGGCAGACCCGAUGGCCGUGGAUAACGAAGGCCGAACACCAGACUAUUACCGGCGAAACGCGGUGCUUGAUUUAAAAAUGAUGAAAGAUAGAGGUGAAGAAUAUAAAGAGAUGGGUGGAGACGGGCUCGAAGAAACAGUAGCUCUUGACAGUCCCGCAAGCAUCGAAAGUGGAACAGAGAGUUCUGCUGCUGAAUCUGCACGUGCGAAUGAAGAUGACGACGACACAGAUCGUCGUCGAUUCGAACGCAUGGUCCACGGUCGAACCGAUUUGCCCACUUCUGAAAAUGGCAUAUAUCUUGCUCGAACCGUCGCUCCCGUACUUACAAAAGCGCUGGCUGAGGGAGCUACUAGUGGACAGAAUGACGAUUUGAAACUGUGA